GCUCCAGUAAAUCGCUCUGCAGCGGUGCGCUGCGGUGUAGUCCUGUGCGGAGAGCGCUCGUGGGCGCGGGAGGCGCGAGUCGCGCGGCUGUACUUCCUCUGUUCUAGCGAGAAGAACGCGGCGAAAGGCUGAGGGCGCGCGCGCGCGCGCGGGGGUCUCCCGGAGCAGUGAAGUCGGGCGAUUCACGCUGGGCGCCGAGUCAAUUCCGCGCGGGCUGGGGACGGAGAGGCGCGCUUCGUGGCUCUUUUUAUUAUUAUUUUCUUCCAGUAUGCCGUGCAGCUAUGGCAAGGAGGGGUAAGACAGUAGUGCGGACCCUGGAGGACCUGACUCUCGACUCGGGCUAUGGUGGUGCCGCAGACUCCUUCAGGUCGUCCAGCCUGUCGCUGUGCUGCUCGGAGACGCAUCUGCCGUACGCGCAUGGCGGCAACUGCUGGCAUCUGACCGACUCCAUGCACAGCCGCCACAACAGCCUGGACACGGUGAACACGGUGCUGGCCGAGGACACGGACAUCCUGGAGUGCUCCGGCCAGUGCGCCAAGCUGCCCGAGCUGGAGGACGUGCCCUGGAGCCUCGGCGAGCUGGAGAGCGCGCUGCGCAAGGACGAGGAGCUGCGCGCGGGCGCGCUGCUGCCGCGCGACGUGCUGGCCAAGCUGUCGGCGCUCGUGAGCCGCGCGCUGGUGCGGAUCGCGCGCGAGGCGCAGCGCCUGAGCCUGCGCUACGCCAAGUGCACCAAGUACGAGAUCCAGAGCGCGGCGCGCAUCGUGCUCUCGUGGACCAUCUCCGUGAACUGCAUCGCGGCGGCGCUCAGCGCGCUCUCCCUGUACAACAUGAGCACGGGCGACAAGUUCAGCCGCGGCAAGUCGGCGCGCUGCGGGCUCGUCUUCUCCGUCGGCAAGUUCUUCAGGUGGAUGGUGGACAGCCGCGUGGCGCUGCGCGUGCACGAGCACGCCGCCAUCUACCUGGCGGCGUGCCUCGAGAGCCUGUUUCGCGAGGUGGCGGCGCGCGUGCUGCGCAGCGGGCUCGUGGAGAAGGAGGAGGGCGGCGCGCCCAAGUUCACCGUGGAGUGCGUGGAGCAGGCCGUCGGCAACGAUUCGGAGCUGUGGGGUCUUGUGCAGCCCUACCAGCACCUCAUCUGCGGCAAGAAUUCCAGUGGAGUCCUCAGCCUGCCGGAGAGCCUGAACCUGCACCGAGACCAGCAGCGUGCCAGCAAGUCGGGCGAUGUGCACGUGUACAGCCAAUCGGAGCUGCGCACCAUCGAGCAGUCCCUGCUGGCCACCCGGGUUGGGAGCAUCGCCGAGCUCAGUGACCUAGUGUCCCGAGCAAUGCACCACCUGCAGCCCCUGCACAUCAGGAACCACAGCAACGGAACACCCAUGCACCAGAAGGCCGGCUGCGUGCACUGGGAACCCGAGGCUCUGUACACACUCUGCUACUUCAUGCACUGCCCCCAGAUGGAGUGGGAGAACCCCAACGUAGAGCCCUCCAAAGUGACCCUGCAGACAGAAAGGCCCUUCCUGGUACUGCCGCCCCUAAUGGAGUGGAUCCGUGUGGCGGUGGCUCAUGCCGAACACCGGCGCAGCUUCUCGGUGGACAGCGACGACGUGCGGCAGGCAGCGCGCCUCCUCCUCCCCGGGGUAGACUGCGAGCCGCGGCAGAUUAAGACGGACGACUGUUUCUGCGCCUCGCGGAAGCUGGAUGCUGCCUCGACCGAGGCCAAGUUCCUGCAGGACCUUGGCUUCCGCAUGCUUAACUGUGGCCGGACCGACUUGGUCAAGCAGGCGGUGAACCUCUUGGGUCCCGAUGGGAUCAACAGCAUGAGCGAGCAGGGUAUGACGCCGCUCAUGUACGCCUGUGUGCGGGGGGACGAGGCCAUGGUCCAGAUGCUGCUGGAUGCGGGAGCCGACAUCAACAGCGAGGUGCCAAACACAGUACACAAGUACCCCUCAGUUUACCCUGAAACGCGGCAGGGGACUCCUCUCACAUUCGCUGUGUUACACGGACACGUCCCUGUUGUGCAGCUGCUCCUGGAUGCCCGGGCCAAUGUGGAGGGCUCUCUGCAGGAUGGAGCGGAGAAUUACACCGAAACCCCACUGCAGCUGGCAUCUGCGGCAGGGAACUUUGAGCUGGUCAGCUUGCUGCUGGAGCGGGGAGCAGACCCCAUGAUCGGCACUGUGUCUCGCAACGGAAUCUCUGCCACCCCCCAAGGAGACAUGAACUCCUACAGCCUCGCCGCUGCACACGGGCACAGAAACGUCUUCCGCAAGCUCCUGUCCUACACAGACAAGGCCAAGGGAGACGUUCUGUCCCUGGAGGAGAUCCUAGCCGAGGGCUCGGAGCUGGGCGAGAAGCAGCCUCCUCAGCUGGAUUCGGCGCGCACGAGCAAGGCCCGCCUCAAGGCCCUGAGGGAGGCCAUGUACCACAGCGCAGAGCACGGCUACGUGGACAUCACCAUCGACAUCCGCAGCCUCGGCGUACCCUGGACCCUGCACACCUGGCUGGAGUCCCUGCGCACCUGCUUCUUGCAGAACCGCCGGCCGCUGAUCCAGGGCCUGUUGAAGGAGUUCACCUGUAUCGAGGAGGAGGAGUACACCGAGGAGCUCAUCACCCAUGGCCUGCCGCUCAUGUUUGAGAUCCUGCGGGCAAGCAAGAACGAGGUGAUCAGCCAGCAGCUGUCGGCCAUCUUCACCCACUGCUACGGACCGUACCCCAUCCCUAAGCUGACGGAGAUCAAGAAGAAGCAAACGUCCCGCUUAGAUCCACACUUCUUGAAUAAUAAGGAGAUGUCUGAUGUGACGUUCCUGGUUGAGGGGAAGCCGUUUUACGCCCACAAAGUCCUUCUCUUCACCGCCUCUCCUAGGUUUAAAUCACUGCUCUCCAACAGGCCUGCGGCAGAAAACACUUGUAUCGAAAUCAGCAACGUCAAGUACAAUAUAUUCCAGUUGGUUAUGCAGUACCUGUACUGUGGUGGGACAGAGUCUCUUCACAUCCGAAACACUGAGAUCAUGGAGCUUCUGUCUGCUGCCAAAUUCUUCCAGCUGGAUGCCCUGCAACGACACUGUGAGAUCAUCUGUUCCAAGAACAUCAAUACAGACACCUGCGUGGACAUUUACAAACACGCCAAGUUCCUGGGAGCCCCGGAGCUGUCUGCCUACAUUGAGGGUUACUUCCUGAAGAACAUGGUGGUCCUGAUUGAGACAGAGGCCUUCAAACAGCUGCUGUACGACAAGCCGGCGGAAAACUCGGCCACGAACGUACUGCAGGAUCUGGAGAAGACCCUGGCCACGCGCAUCCACUCCAUUCAUCUGUCAUCCUCCAAGGGCUCUAUCGUGUGACCGCCCCUCCGCCGGAACCCCAGAGCACACCUCUAACCCCUCCCCCCCCACCCAUCUCUUCCAAAGGUUCCUUGGCAUGAUGUUCCCUUAAACAUCAUCGCAACAUCCGCUUCUUCACGCUGCAUCCCCCCGAAGGCUGCGUCGCUCGCGGGUUCCCCGCCGCGUGCCGCCGGUCGUCCGGCUCACACGCGACCCGUUCCCGACAUCGCUGUGAACGUUGCUGUGAACGUUGCUGUGACAUCGAAUCCAUCCGGCGGUCCUGUUCUCAGGACUCCGUUAGGUGGGAGCUCCGGGGUCGACACGAUGAGCCACGCAAGGACGUAACCGUCGCGCUCCGUGGCGGCAGCCUCGUACGAGUAGAGGAGCGGUGCUGCACGUUAUAGAAGCUUUGUGCAGCUGUUGUGCGCGAAGGCCACGGCUCCCGCCUAAAUUACCCAAAAUGCCUCGGAUCUGCCCACACUGCGGGUGACACAUGUAUAGAAAUCAACUGGUAUCCAUUUGCUUCCUGGACCGGGAAUCUGUCUCGUUGUCGUGGAAAGUCCUGUAGACUGCACCUUCGCUGAACUGGAGUGUUGACAACAAACACUGAAGGGGGGGCAUUCCUUACGUUUCUCUUUUCUUCGUUCUGUUUUUGUCAUUUUUUUAGGCUACUGUUAUUGCGGUGUUUGGGUUUAGACCAGACUGAUAACUAGCAUAAAACAGCACUGGUUCGUAUUAAUCAAGGUCAUACGAUCUGAUGCAAUGACAUAAUGUACAUAAGGGAGCAGCCAUGGAGAAGCUCUAGGGCAACUAUAACGAGAUGUUCUAUAUAUUUUGUCCAACUGUGUAGAUGUAAGCUUUUUGUAUUGCUUGCCUUAAAACAUUCAUGGUGUAGGAGGACCAGUGCAUAGGUGAGCCUGUGGGGGAUCUAAGGGUCAAACGUUAAAUGUGCUGAGGGCAAAGUAAAUUUCAGCCGUGCUAAUGGUUGCACCUGCGGGGGGUCCCGAAUCGGACACGAGUGGUUUUUAAGCCGGCGUAUUAAAAUUUCCACUAUGCUAAUGGAUGUUCUUAAGGGGACCUGAGGUCAGGGGUGAAAGGUUAUACAGGUCAGCAAGUCAGAUUUGCAUUUUCGCUGUGCCAACGGCUAUCCCUCCAGAACGAGGGGAAGCGGUGGAUGGAAGCUGCUUUCGAAACCAAGUUCCUUCGGAGCCACCGGCGUGACGACCGUGUAGUGUGGGGCUGCCUAUAACUGGGACACAGCCGUAGCAUUAGAUGCAUGAUGCUCUCCCGCCGCGCUGCUGAUGCAUGUCAACACUUGUUCGGCCGGAUUCACCCUACAGCGCUCACACACACACUCCCCCCCGCACACACGCACACCGCUCACAUUCGCCACAGUGAGGCAGCGCUGGAGCGGGGGUGAAACGGCCGGGCGACUGCACGAUACACACUUUGCUCCUCUUGACUCUUCAGUAAGAGAAACGGCAGCUCCACUCACACUGCGAGCGACAUUGUGGCGCCGUUCCUCUUUCCAAACAGGGUACUGACAACCAAAAUACACAAGUUCUUAAACGUGUUGCGCUUUGCUGAUGAUGCCUGUUGCAGACAUUGGUGUUGCCUGUUUAAAUCUGCACUUCUGACGCUCACAUCCAUUGAAGCCGUUCGCUACGACUCCUCAACGCUAUAAACACACAUGGGAAUGUCGGUUGUGUGACUUGUACUCCAGAGCCCUUAUUAACCCCAUUACUGGUUUGUCUCCUCCACGAAAGUUUAGAAUCUCAAACUCCAUCAUCACUGGUUAUGGGAAACUUUAUAUACGUGGAAUCACAGCUUAUUUGCACCCCUACAGUAUUUUUCUAUUUGUUUGAGCUCCAUCCUUACAAGGAAGACAGAAAAGUCUAGGGAAACAGGUGUGUAAAUAUUUUGUGUAAAUCGGAGAUGAAAUGGUUGCUUUUCCUGUAAAUUGGAUGUGCGUGUGUGUGUGUGUGUGUGUGUGUGCGUGCGUGCGUGCGUGCGUGCGUGUGUGUCUGUGUCUACACACAUACACAUGUGCUUCUUGCUUCUGAACUGCAUUGCUUUCGUUGGCUAUAACUGUACAAUUGUUACUGUUUUAAGUGUAUAACUAAUGCAGAGUUGCAUGUUACACGUAUUAAUGUCUUUUAUUUCAUGUUUGUUUGUUCUGUGUCAUGCAGCCCUGACAUUAUAGGAACAUGGUGCGGUGUCCUCUGUAACAUAAUGAUUUUUGGGCCAUGUGGUCCUCGGUCUGCAGGUGUGUAUUUGGACAAAUGAGGUUGAAAGGUGUCUCAUCCUGAUGAUCAUUAAACAAUUGUGUCCCAUAUUUAUAUUCAUUGUAGAUAUAUGUAUAUUAUGUAUGAUUGAAAGCGUAUCUCGAGCAUAAUUGCGCUGUCCAAGCCGUGUGGACUGAACAAAAAUAAUCUGUGCAAGUAAAAGAGAUCCAGUAGAGGAUUACACACAUAAACACAUACAGAAACCACACACCUAAAUGAAAAUUCUGAGAUCAUCUACUGAAAUAUUAAAUUUGCAUUUACCCAGCUGCCCACUUCCGACUCCACCCACAUACAAACACUGUUGUACAUCACCAUCGAAUCCAUACCGGAGCUGUUUCUUCUGCUGUUGUGUAAAAUUACUUUGACAUUCCAAGACAGCGAUAACUGCAAUGCAUUCAAAUUCUAAUUAAGGCGCUUCUGUAAAAUGACGAUGAAAUACAGAACACUGCCGAACUGCAAGGUUUAUCGCGCUGAUAGUGGAGGGGUUGUCUCAGCCAUGAUCUCCAGAUGUCCUUUCUGAGCUCCAGAAAUUAUUUAUAUGAGCCACAUGUGUCAAGUUUUCUUGGUCAGUCCAUCCAUCCAUUCAUUCAUUCAUUCAUUCAUUCCCCCACCUCUCAUCAAUGUGUUUGUUUGCUUCAAGGUCACGGUAGCCCGGAGCCUAUCCUGGAAGCACAGGGUGGGAGGCACCACGUAGUUCAGUCAUUUAGAAUUAAUAUGUUCAGGUCACAGUCAUAAAGUAGGCGGUCAAGUUGCAUGUUGGUGUCCUGUAGAUGGUACAAUUUUAAGUAAAACCCCUGUAUCCAAGUACCAGAUUACGGUAGGUGAGGAAAUCGCAUGCUGAUGGUUUCCUGGAGAUACUGAACUGGAAACACAACCUGGCCAAACAUGUAUUUUGAGCUAAGUGACAAUAAUCACUGACGAUGCAAUAUUUUUAUUUGCAUGUAUUUUCUCAGUUGAUGCAAAGUCACCACAGGUGGGUCAUAGCUCAAUGUACUGAGUGAUGUACUUAAAUGUAAUAUGUGCAACUUAAUUAAACUGAAAUGAUUACUUUUUUAUUGUUAACAAUAAAAUGUAAAACUAAACCAGCACCCCAUGUCACACCUUAUCAGGUCUUCUAGCAGACAGACCAAUAUACAGUUGCGAGAAAACGUUCUGUGGACCCCUUGGAAUAACCUGAAUUUCUGCAUUAAUUACUCAUGAAAUGUGGUCUGAUCUUCAUCUGAGCCACAAUAACAGACAAACGCAGUCUGCCGAAAGCAAUAACACAUAAACAAAGGUGGUUCUUCUUGCCAAUAACUGAAUUCAUCAUUUAAAGAAUCACAGCACAGGCUGGAAGAGGUGUGUGGCUUUGACUUCUCUGAGGAGCAACUGGUGCUCUAAUCAAUGAGAUGAUGGGGGUGUAGAAUGGAGAUGCCCUGCACCGCACAUAAGGCACACAAAAGUUUCGUUACUGACAGUGUUUGCCCUUCUCAGGAAAGAUCCAUCAAUGCAAACCAUACCCCACUCAAAAAAUGUUACAAGAAGAAAUGUACAGAAACAUAAAGGAAAAAAAGGCAUCUGAAAAAGUAAUGUGUCCCCAACCUCACCUGGGUGCUUUUAUUCCCAAAAGAACAUCAUCAGAGCCAAAACAGAUGUGGAAAUCAUCUUGGUUUGCUGACAUAUACAGCAGAUAAAAAAGUUACUGCAGUUUGUUUAGAAAAGGUCCUCCAGUCGAAGUUGUGUAUUUGUGAGUCGAGGAUCCGGCGAAAUGUAUUGUAAAGCCACAGAUCUGUUCAGCAUCAGCCUCUUCCUACCCUAAGAGUGAUUUUAUCCGCCAACAAAACAACAUCAAAACCAAAAGAUAUUGUGUAAACAAUCUCAUCAUGUGAUGACAUCUCGUGGAUACAAAGUUACUGUAACAGGAAAGGUCACUUUCAUUUUCAGAGAAUUGCAGUACUCGCAUGUGUCCACUAGAGGGCCAUCGGGACCGAACAAAUAUCGUGGAAAUAAUAAAAUCCGUUUUCUGACAUCUAGUGGAUAAAGAGGGUAUUGCAACGUGUUUGGAAAAGACCAUUUUCAUUUUUAGGCAAUUGCAGUACUCGCAUGUGUCCACAGGAGGGCCGUCAGAGUGCAAACAGCUGCCAAAUUAGCGCAUUAACACAUUGUUGUACAGCCCAUUCACGUCUUUACUUAGUCUCUCCCAGAAUAACUAAUGCAGUAAAAAUAUGUUUUCAUAGAUGAGUAACAGUCCUCAUAACAUUUCAUCCAAAGCGAGCGGGAGAGCGUCAACCUUCCCCUGGGUGAGUCAAAACAGCAUAGAUACCCCUCAUCUCAGUGUAACACGGUGAAGUAUGUUUAUACUGGUGUAUUUAUGCAGUUCUCAUUUUUGGCCACAAGAUGGCAGCGAUUUGUUUCCUUUUGAAUUUGCCUCAACCCCUUAGGCAAUUUUCAAAUAAUAAUAAGUUCCACUGGCCUCAUUCAUAUCCACAUCCAUAAAUACACUGGUAACUAAUGAAGGAAAAACUCUGAGAAAAAGAUUAUUAAAGAAUAUGGUGAAAACCUCCCAUGAAGGAAAACAGGGUGUUGCGCUUACUGGUGCAAAUUCUACAGGUGCGUAACUGUGGUAGUGUUAGAGUUCUAUUUGGUAGUGUAGUGGUUUGAAACUAUUACCUUUGUAUCUGAAGGUUAUAGGUUCAA
This is a messenger RNA of Scleropages formosus (Asian bonytongue), 8272 nucleotides long. It is a transcript of the gene abtb3b, whose product is annotated as BTB (POZ) domain containing 11b. The transcript has 17 exons. Gene Ontology annotation, molecular function: structural constituent of chromatin; protein heterodimerization activity; DNA binding. Lineage: Eukaryota; Metazoa; Chordata; Actinopteri; Osteoglossiformes; Osteoglossidae. The record is from RefSeq and is a predicted model, not a curated record. Gene Ontology annotation, cellular component: nucleosome. Bases 282 to 3332 code for a protein of 1016 amino acids.